Colletotrichum karsti is the source of this 738-nucleotide messenger RNA. RefSeq lists its product as uncharacterized. The record is from RefSeq and is a predicted model, not a curated record. The coding region runs from base 1 to 738 and encodes 245 amino acids. NCBI's taxonomy places the organism in Eukaryota, Fungi, Ascomycota, Sordariomycetes, Glomerellales, Glomerellaceae. The transcript has a single exon.
AUGAUGCUCCCACACAUUCGGAGGACCGAUGCGAAGAUUGGCACCGAUCCCGUCGCCGCCGACUUUUCCGGGUCCGGGUCCGGGUCCAUCACCAACUCCCCCGACACCAACGUGCUGAUCAUCGUCCUCACCAUCGUCGGCAUCGUCGUGGUCAUUUCGCUCGCUUUUCUCGCACAUUAUAUCCGCGCCCGCAGGAAAAGGAAGCUCAACCAAUAUGAAGAUUACGAGUCCGCAUGCCUCCGAAACCCGAAUCUCACCUGGGAAGAGUACUCCCGCCGGACGAGGCUCACUCAAUCGCGCAUACUGCUGGAGGAGGAACUACAACGGGAUAUUAUGAUACGCAAGUCGUUACAAAGCCGAGUAGACGUCAGCGUCACACCCGUAUCGCCGCCCGCCCGCACCCGCUCGAAGACUUGGCACGGGAGAAGCGGCUCCAGAGGGAGCACCGAUACCGAUGAGGAGGAGGGCGAGGGACUGUUGAUGUCUCUCCGGGGAGACUGGACCGAGCACGAAGCACGAGUCGAGAGGACGUGGCAGAUCUUGCACAGGAAGUACCCGACGCGACGGGUGACGCUGCCGGUGGAGGAAGAUGGCGGACCGAUCCGACCCCCGACGAUUCGGCUCAAGACGCCGCCUUUGCUGUCGCACCCAAUGUUCCGUGGAUGGAAUGGCGAGGGCGAGAUGAAGCACUCGAGCCUGCCGACGGAGUUGACCAAGAUCAAACCGGCUCAGAUCUGA